Parnassius apollo (apollo) is the source of this 1881-nucleotide messenger RNA. The record is from the annotation of a GenBank genome assembly. NCBI's taxonomy places the organism in Eukaryota, Metazoa, Arthropoda, Insecta, Lepidoptera, Papilionidae.
AUGCGUAAAAACUUUGAUAAUUUCCUAGUAACCCUAAAAAGGUUGGAUCUUGAUUUCGACGCUAUUGUCUUCAGCGAGUGCUGGCUUAAUGAGUUUGUGACGGUCCCCCUAUUGCAAGGAUUUACAUCAUUUUACUCUCAAAAGUAUAUUAACAGGGCAGGAGGAGUCGCUAUCUACAUAAGAGAUAGGUGGUCAGCCAAUUUUUCUGAGCUGAACGUUGACGAGGGUAAUUGUAUUCUCGCAGAAGUUGCAAAUCACUUCUCAGUAGUAGCCGCUUACAGAUCACCUAGUUACACCAACCCAGAAAUAUUUAUUCGCUCUCUUGACGCUAACUUAAAAACGGUUAGUCCCUCUCCUUGUCUUAUUUUUGUUGGAGACAUAAACUUAAAUAUUAUUGGGUCUGCAGCUGACAUAAACUUGCACACGGAGUACUUAGAUGUAUUAGCAGAGUACGGUCUUUUUCCAGCUAUAACCAAACCAACUCGGGUCAAAACCUGCAUAGAUCACAUUUUUGUACCCGUAAAAUCUAAUGCGGAGUCCGUAGUCUAUCUCAAUGCUGCCACUGACCAUGAUAUCACUAUGGCAGGCAUAAUGUUAAAGACACACAAACCAAAAAGACCAAAACCUAUUCGAUCAAGAGUAAUAGUUGACACAGACUCAAUAAGAUCAGAGCUGGAAGGAACGGACUGGUCAACAGUAAUAAACUGCAGCUCUCUUGAAGAGUCUGUUACUCAUUUUACUAAGACGGUAUCAGAGGCAAUAUUGAGAUAUUCAAAAACUCGUGUAAUAAGCCGCUCCAGAACUACCAUACACCCCUGGAUGACUCCUGGUUUAAUCAGAUGCUCUAAACACCGCGAUAAGCUUCAUAUAGAAUAUCGCAAGGACCCAAACAACCCAACUAAAAAACUUAUAUAUACGCGCUAUAGAAAUUUUUACAUAGAUCUAAUUAGAAGACUAAAACGUGAUUACAACAAAAAAGAAAUAAUCAAAAAUAAAUAUGCUCCAAAAAAACUCUGGGGUACUAUAUACCGCAUAACUGACAAAGACACUAGCUCAAGUACUCCCAUGGCUCUCAUCAACUCAAGACCCUCCGUAAAAGAGUCUCUCAAUGUUUGCAACUCCUACUUUGCUUCUGUAGGUAAUAAGCUGGCAAACUCUAUCACGCUGAAAUUAAAUGAGACUCAAGAGUCCCUUGCCGAAAAAGUUCACAUUCCUGAUCAACCCGUUGGUUCAUUAUUCAUGAAUCCUACAGAUGAACUGGAAGUUUUGGGUCUCAUCCGGUCUCUUGAUUCAGAGAAUAAAGCCCAGAACUCUUCAAAGGUAAAUGCUUCCACUACUGAUCAUUCAAAGAUGAGCUUCUCCAAGGAGGCAAAUACACAAGCUCCGUCACCAAGUUCACCAAACUUCAGUUGUUAUGGAUGUAUAGCUCCUGGUGUUGUUCCUACUAUUUGCCCAACGUGCAAUCAGAAAAAGAACCAGCCACCACGUAAAGAGCAUACCGCUGACUCUCACCAAGAAUAUGAAUCUUAUGGGGAAAGUUUCGUCAGUUUCGAGAAAGAUGUUAAGCUUUCACCAGUGAGAGUGGACAUAAAUUCAUUGCCUAACUUGCCAGAGAGUAGUGCAACUGAGGUAGGAUUUAUAACACCUUAUAAAUUGAGGCCUAUUGACAUCUCUUCUCCACCUCCAAAGAAACAGUGCACUCAACUGUUUGAUGGUUACUCACCUGUAAUAGAUUCACUGUACGCAGAUGCCAAAAAUGGUCUGAUGGAGUACGAUCAAAAUGGUUUUGAAUCAGAUCUUUUCCCAGAUACAGGAAUCUUCUCAGUGGAUGCAUCCAUGCUCGAUCUUCUUCUUCUUCUUAUCUUCACGCACAAUCCCUAA